Messenger RNA from Nicrophorus vespilloides, 1217 nucleotides. RefSeq names its product SAGA-associated factor 29 (gene Sgf29). Gene Ontology annotation, cellular component: SAGA complex. The record is from RefSeq and is a predicted model, not a curated record. The coding region runs from base 213 to 1139 and encodes 308 amino acids. Lineage: Eukaryota; Metazoa; Arthropoda; Insecta; Coleoptera; Silphidae. The transcript is spliced from 5 exons.
CAAUACUAUAUUGUUAGUAAACAAACUUAAGUUUAGUCAGCUAGUGUAAGGUUAGUUUCGGUUAUUUCAAUGUUUUUACAUUUACUAAAUUUUCGUGUUAAGCCUACGAAUCUUCGUGAUAUUGCUCUGAUUUUAAUCGUUUCACUGUCUUGGUGGAAUGCAAUUAGGAUUGGCAGGAGUUUAGGAAAAGAGGAAUCCUGCGAUAUUUAAAUAUGCCUUUUACACCAGAUACAAUAGCCGCUGAGCAGGUGCAGGAAAGGCUGAAGUGUCUUUUCGAUUUAGUCCAAGGGAUAGAAAAGAAAAGAAACCAAUGCGAGACCGGCAUUAAUUCUAUAUAUAAACAUCAGACAAGUUCCGAUGAAGAGAAAUCUUCACAAUACCAGACAAAAUUGAAAACGUUAUACAAAGCAGCCAUAAAUCAUGCAGAGCAACAAGAGGAAAUGUUGAGGGAAGCAUUGAACAAAAUCACGGAGAUAAGGAACAUAAAAAAUGAGCGUCGCAUUCAAGCGAGACAAACUGGAAAUAAGGAGAGCAUAAGGCCUGGGAUUUGGAUGAAAAUGCUGAAGAAUAACGCCCAGACGAUGCCCCUGUUUGUGGGUAAAAUUGGUGAAAAACCACCACCGUUAUGUGGUGCAACUCCAGCAGAAGCUGGAUACCAUGCGAAGGUUGGUGAUAUGGUUGCCAGUUGGGUGGAAGUUGCUGGGGAUGGCGUUAAUUUGAUACUGGCAGAAGUUGUCACUUUCAAUCCAAGCACCAACAAAUACGAAGUGGAUGAUAUCAUUGAAGAACGAAACCAGAUCAAGAGGCAUGUGGUAGCAAAGAAGUUUGUCAUCCCUUUACCGCUAAUGAGAGCAAAUCCGGAAACCGAUCAAGAAGCUCUAUUUCCACAAGGAACAAUAGUUAUGGCACUGUAUCCGCAAACGACUUGCUUUUAUAAAGCGAUAAUCAAUAAAUGCCCGGCGACGCAUGUGGAUGAAUACGAGGUUCUCUUCGAGGAUACGAAAUACGAGGAAGGAUACAGUCCUCCGUACUUAGUUGCCCAAAGAUACGUAAUUUCAGGACAAGUUAAACAGCAGCAAGCGGGCAUAUCAGAAACACACCGCAAUAGGAAAACCAUUUCAACAAUUCCUCACAACUGAAACAUAAUUAUAUAUUCUUGUACAACACCAAUAAUGCCUUAUAGAAAGAAAAAAAGCGAAUUUAUUUAUAUUUUCAGG